This is a messenger RNA of Triticum dicoccoides, 600 nucleotides long. RefSeq lists its product as uncharacterized. Bases 1 to 600 code for a protein of 199 amino acids. The record is from RefSeq and is a predicted model, not a curated record. NCBI's taxonomy places the organism in Eukaryota, Viridiplantae, Streptophyta, Magnoliopsida, Poales, Poaceae. The transcript has 3 exons.
AUGGCGACGGCCGACGCCGCCUUCCCUCACCACAGCGGACACAUACGGACGCGUCUCCCCUGGUUUCUCACUGAACGACAGGAGCAGAGCCCCACUGUCGCAAGAAUGGACAAGGAAAAAGGGGAAGUAGAGGAGGAGGAGAAGGAGAAGGAGAGAAGCUUGGUGUCCAUUAUGAAGACUAAGCCGCUUGUCCCAGGAAGCGGAAGGGCAAGGGCAAGGGUUGUGUCGCUGCCGAGGAAGCGGGCCAAGGAUUACGGCAAUGUCCCGCUCGCCGAGUUGUUAUUAAGGGCAAUGGAGCAUGAUAAGCAAGCGGAGAAGGAUUAUGAAGAGGAGGAAGAGAAUGGGGAGGACGAGGAUGAGCAAGGUACUCUGUUUGAGGAGGAGGAAGAUUCUUCUCAUUUUGCUGUCAAAGCGCUAAGUGUUAUGCUAUGCAAAAUUGCAUUGUUUGGCUGUCAAUGUUCAAUAUUUUUGUUGUAUAAAGUUCAAAGGAGGAGCUGUCCAAAAUUCAAAAGCCAUGAUGUUCAAUUCUUUCUUAGUCAUAUAUAUUUGUUCCAUUUCUACACUUUUCAUAGAAGAAAGCUUAUUUUUUCAUCACUAUGA